This is a messenger RNA of Diplodia corticola, 1647 nucleotides long. Its product is annotated as ncs1 allantoate transporter. Gene Ontology annotation, cellular component: plasma membrane. The record is from RefSeq and is a predicted model, not a curated record. The coding region runs from base 1 to 1647 and encodes 548 amino acids. Lineage: Eukaryota; Fungi; Ascomycota; Dothideomycetes; Botryosphaeriales; Botryosphaeriaceae. The transcript has 5 exons. Gene Ontology annotation, biological process: transmembrane transport; nucleobase transport. Gene Ontology annotation, molecular function: nucleobase transmembrane transporter activity.
AUGGGCUUCAAGCUCAGGAGACCGAAGCUCCACGUUGAGCAGGCCAAGUCUCAGUUUGCCGAGGGCAGCGCAAGGUGGACCAAUGUCGACCUCGACCCCGUUCCCAAACACGCCCGAAAAUGGGGCGUCACCUCCUUCAUCGCAUAUUGGAUAUCCGACGCUUUCAACGCGGCGACGUGGGAAUUCGCAUCCUCUAUCAUUGCUGUGGGCCUCACCUGGCGAGAAUCGCUCGGGAUCGUGGCCUUGGCAUUCUUCAUUAUAUCGUGGGUCAUCGCCCUCAAUGGCGCAACAGGCGUAAUUCAUCAUGCUCCCUUUCCAGUCCUCGCACGUGCUAGCUGGGGGUUCUGGGGCUCCUACAUUGCAAUCAUCUCCAGAGUCAUCCUUGCAAUUUUCUGGUUCGCCAUCCAGACGAUGAACGGAGCAAACACGGUCAGAGUAAUGCUCGGCGCAAUCUGGCCGUCCUUCCUCACCCUCCCGAACCACAUCCCCGCCGACGAAGGCAUCGAAACAAACACGAUGAUCGCCUUCUUCAUCUUCUGGCUCCUCCAGGUCCCCUUCCUCUACAUGCACCCCAACAAUCUCCGCUGGCUCUUCAUGGCCAAAUCCAUCAUCGUCCCCAUCGCCUUCAUCGCCAUCCUCAUCUGGGCCCUGAUCACCGCCAAGGGCACCGACAUAUGGGACCAAAAGCCCACCAUCCACGGCGCCGCCUACUCGUGGGCCUUCCUCGCCAACCUCACGUCCGUCAUCGGCAACUACGCCACGCUGUCAGUCAACCAAGCCGACUUCUCGCGCUACUCGCGCGUCUCGGUCAAGUGGCAGCUGCUCUACGUGCCGCUCCUCCCGCUCGUCUUCACCUUCAUCGCCUUCAUCGGCAUCGCCGCGUCCGCAGCCGGGUCCGCCAAAUACGGCGGCGCCUACCUGUGGGACCCGAUGGCGCUGGUGGCGCAGUGGCCUUCGCGGGCGGCGCGCUUCUUCGCGGCCUUCGCCUUCGCCCUCGCCGCGCUCGGCGUCAACAUCAGCGCCAACUCGCUCAGCGCCGCCAACGACCUCACCGCGCUGUUCCCGCGCUUCGUCGACCUGCGCCGCGGCCAGCUCGCCUGCGCCGUGCUCGCCUGGGCCCUCGUCCCCUGGAAGAUCCUCGCCUCCGCCGGCAGCUUCCUCAACUUCAUGAGCGCCUACGCCGUCUUCCUCGGCCCCAUCGCCGCCAUCAUGCUGUUCGACUUUUGGGUCGUGCACGCGCGCAGGUACGACACCCGCGCGCUGUACGAGCCCGCGGGCAUCUAUCGCUACACCGCCGGCGUCAAUUGGCGCGCCGUGGCCGCGUUUCUGGUCGGCGUGGCGCCGAAUCUUCCCGGCUUCAUCAACAGCAUCAACGCGGACAUCGAGGUCGGCGUGGGCGCGCGCCCGUACCAGUUCGGGUGGCUGCUGGGUUUCGUGGGGACGAGCGUGACGUAUCUGGCGCUGGAGUAUGCGUUUGUGCCGCGGGAGACGAUGAUCGAGCGCGCGGUGCUGCCGGACGAGGUGUACGAGGCCAUGGGCUUGUAUGACGGGUCGGAGAUCGAGAGCGUGCCGGUCGGGGAGGGGGGAGAGGAGGUGGUGACGGUGGAGAAGAGGGGGCUGAAAGGCUGGGCGGAUAGGAUCUUGUAG